GUUGAAGAAACUGUUAGUAAUCAUUUGUUAUCAUUUCUGUAUAAUCAGCAAUGAGUGUAAAUAUGUAUAUACAUUAUUUUGUUUUUCUUUACCUUCAUAAUUUAGAUUAUAUUAGUUUACACGUAUCCUGAGCACGUGUUUAAAUAGUUGUCCACCUGAGGAAAACCAGAACUUCUUCUUACUCUCACAGUCUUUUCUUUGUUCUCACUCCAAGACCCCUGCCCCCCAUUGACUAUAAAUAAAGGUGCCAAGGGGAACCACCCUUGGUAACACAUUCCUUUGUAGCCUAGCAUGCAGAGAGUGUGGUUACCCUUGUGCAAGUAAAACUCUAAGUGUGUUGUCUCGUAAUUAAUGGUGUGUACAGAGUUGGAGUGGAAAGCCUGUCGCUUUCUCCAACAUAUACUGUAUUGUAGUUUGGUCCUGUGUGCAGAAUUGGAGUGGAAAGCCUGACGCUUUCUCCAACAUAUAAUUUGGUCCUUCGAGCCGGAUCCGAGGACACCUGACGACAUCGCCAGCGCACCGAGAAGAGCGACACCGAAGUCUGUCGACAGCCACUCGGAGACGGGUGCAAGAAAGACCUGUGACGUGAAUUCGUCAUCAGGCCGGUGGUUAGAACUGCGCUCAACGUCUGGUGAUGUCUGACGGACCUCGGUGGCGGAACACAGGCACACAGGACAGGAUAAUCUGCAGCCAGGAGAUUGGAUCCUGGUCAAGGUCCUGUUGCGAAAGGAUUGGAGCACGCCUCGGUGGGACGGACCUUAUCAAGUCCUCCUCACAACACCAACAGCGGUGAAGAUAGCAGAGCGACCUUCCUGGAUACAUAAGAGUCACUGUAAGCCCAUCAAGCCCGUAUCAGAGACCUCUGUACCUUCGGAGUAGCAGUGGAAGUCCGCUACAAAGGCGCAGCAAUCAAUAGGAUACUGACGUCUCAACCCGGUGAAGAAAACAGCUGAUCUGCACUCCAUUUAGAAUGGCUCUGAUUGGGUGGGGAUGUGGUAAGGUAACUCUCGGUGUAAUUCUCUUUAUGGGAAUUGUUGGUCUGCUUCUGCACUCACCAGAGCAGGUGUUUCGCCCACCUAGAUGGACACAUGACGGCUCCCACCUGAGACCUAUCUCUACAAAUGAGACCCAUCCUUUCCUACAAAACUACUGGUACCGUUAUGUUUAUGAUUCAGCAAAGAAAGACAAUUUAACUAAUUGUUAUGUCUGUACCCACAUGCCAUCUCAUGCCGACGGAUUAACUAUAUAUGGGAAACCUAUGAAUAAGUCACAAGCAAAGUGUGCUGCCUCUUUUGCAGGUGUAGGCUAUCAGCAUGAUAAUAUAAAAAUAAAUGACACAGAUCCAUAUACUGCUGGUUUGGAUAAUGGCGUAUGUGCACAGCAGUUUUGGAUCGAUUUUGCUAUAAAAGUGUCAAAUAUAUCCUUACCUUUAUCUGUCCACCUGAACAUGGACCCUAAAACAUUUAAUCACUCAAUGUGUUAUGACCAAAUGAACGGCACCCACCAUAUGGGGAACACCACCAACUGUGCCCAAAUACUAGUACACGGAGAAGGUGCCCCGGUAAACAUAAGUGGAUUUAGUAAUGGCACCUACUGGGUGCAAGGAGUAGCUUGGUUAUGUGGACCCCGCGCAUAUUUCGUUUUGCCCUAUAACUGGUAUGGUGUGUGCGCUCCAAUCUUUGUGUCAGACCAUACUUUCCUGGUGUCACUGUCGUCUACACCAGCGAACCGCAGGCGCCGGUCCAUCAUAACUACAGCUUCUCUCCGUCCUCAUGACAGUGUCUGGGGUUCAGAUGUUCCCCAGGAGUUCAAACAUUGGUCUACAGACCAGAAAGUAUUAAUGUCUCUUUUUCCCUGGGUAGGAACAGCAAAGAAUACGUUACGAUUAGAAACUAUUGAUUAUCGUUUGGGGCUGUUCAUAAAUAACUCCAUCAUAAUAAAUGAGCAACAGAAUGGAGAGAUAGAUGCUAUUAAACAGAUGGUCAUUCAGAAUAGAAUGGUUUUAGACAUACUUACUGCUGCACAAGGUGGUGUGUGCGUGGUUUUGAAUAAUACUUGCUGUACAUAUAUUCCCGAUAAUGUGCACUCACCCAACAUGACUGCAGCCUUGGACCGUCUGCGAGAACUUCAGAAGAUCAUGACCCUAGACCCUCAUGCUGGCCCCUCAUGGCCCCCUGUGACCCACUAG
Messenger RNA from Brienomyrus brachyistius, 2188 nucleotides. RefSeq lists its product as uncharacterized. NCBI's taxonomy places the organism in Eukaryota, Metazoa, Chordata, Actinopteri, Osteoglossiformes, Mormyridae. The coding region runs from base 971 to 2188 and encodes 405 amino acids. The record is from RefSeq and is a predicted model, not a curated record. The transcript is spliced from 3 exons.